CUCGUUUACUACUUCCAGGAGGUAGUAGAAGUUCUAAAGUGGAUAUUACAAGAGCUGUUGAAAUCACUGGAGGUGGACGAAAUGCAGUAACUACUAGUACUACGUCUACCCAAGAUUAAGGCUGUAGUACCUAAAUACAUCUUUGGACGCAUGCGCAUCCUUGAAACGUAUGGAGGAAUAUCCUGUAUGGGAAUGCUCCCCCAGCCUACUUAUAUUUAUUUCAAGGAUGCAGCACUUGAAGAAAGAUGAAUUACGGACAGCUCUAACAAGAACAUCAGGCAGCUGCUGGCGCUGCAGAGCAGCCUUUUUAUGCAGAGCCCUAUAAUCUAGAAGAAAAAUAUGAGGACGUUCCAGAGGAGGUGGAGGAUCAGGAUGCAGCCAGCGUUGAGGAUGAAAGCAAAGUAGCU
Molecule: messenger RNA, 407 nt
Organism: Amoebophrya sp. A25
Lineage: Eukaryota; Dinophyceae; Syndiniales; Amoebophryaceae
Source: the annotation of a GenBank genome assembly